This is a messenger RNA of Portunus trituberculatus (swimming crab), 6356 nucleotides long. Its product is annotated as CD109 antigen-like. Gene Ontology annotation, cellular component: extracellular region. Gene Ontology annotation, molecular function: endopeptidase inhibitor activity. The record is from RefSeq and is a predicted model, not a curated record. NCBI's taxonomy places the organism in Eukaryota, Metazoa, Arthropoda, Malacostraca, Decapoda, Portunidae.
CGAGACGGGAACUUUAACGCAGUGUAGAUCUGGAAGUGAGAGUGGGAGGUUGUGCGUCGCUCCCUUCCUGUCUUCCUUGGACACCUGUUACCUGUAGUUUAAUUAGCUCAGUGGUGGGGGUGCCAGUCUCUCUGAGGGGCAAAGCACAGGCUGCCAGAUGAAGUGGGCGGCGGCGGUGGCGGUGGUGGUGGUGGCCGUGGGCGUGAUGGUGGGCGGCGCUGAGGCCAAAGGGACCUACAGCGUGGUGGCCUCCAGAGUGCUCCGGCCCAACCAGGUUUUCCACGUAGCGGUGUCUAGCCACGGCACGGAGGGGGAUGUGCAAGUGAGCGCAGAGGUCGGAGGGGAGCAGGAUUCAGGCAAUAUCAUUCUGCUCAGACAGAUUGCCGACCUCCAGCCUGACUCUACCCAAGUUUUGAAGUUUGAGAUAGGAGACAUAGGGCCUGGCCAGUACAACCUCUCCGUGUCUGGCUUCGGGGCCCUCACCUUCAGGAACACCACGAAGCUCGACUACGUGCACAAAUCCUACUCUGCCUUCAUCCAGACUGACAAGACGAUCUACAAACCCGGCGACCUGAUGCGCUUCCGUGUGGUUGUAGUGAACCCAUUGCUGAGACCCUUCGUUACUGGUUCCAUCGAUGUUUAUGUGACGGACGGAGCAGGACACAGGGUAAGGCAGUGGAAACGAGUUUUCACCAACAAGGGGGUGUGGUCAGGGGAGCUGCAGCUGGCGAAGGAGCCUGUGCUAGGGGAUUGGAACAUCACGGUGGAGGUGCUGGGCCAGAAGACUUCCAGGGCGGUGCAGGUGGCUUACUACGUCCUCCCAAAGUUCGAGGUUAUAGUGACGCUGCCUGAAUAUGUGACGUUUGACCAGGGCGAGAUGGUGGCGACGGUGGAGGCAAAAUACACGUACGGGAGGGCAGUUAAGGGCGAGGUCACACUGCAGGUCACCCCCACCUACAAGUAUGGCUACCUGCAGGCGCCCUACGAUGACCCUAUCCGCGUGGUCAAGGCUAUCAAGGGCAAGACUGAUGUUACCAUUGACCUGCUGAGUGACGCGAGACUCAAGGGAGACUACGCCAGGGAACUCGAGGUCACAGCGUACGUGAAGGAGGAGCUGACGGAGAGGGUUCAGAAUGCCACCUCGCACGUCACAGUUUACCGCUACCCGUACCGCCUUUCUCUCAUCCGUACCUCCGAUUCCUUCAAGCCGGGCCUCACCUACACCGCCUUUCUCAAAGUGUCCUACCAAGACGACACCCCGGUCACUUCUGGCGAGGUUACCGUGAGACACUCCUUCACACGGGACCCCAGUGGCUUUACGGAGGAGGUUCACACUAUAGAACCUUCAGGAAUCGUGACUCUACAGUUCACCCCGCCCCUGGAUGAGAGUGUGGUGAGCCUGGCGCUGGAGGCACGCUACAAGGACCUGACGCAGUGGCUAGGGGACAUCGUGAGGGCGCAGAGUCCCAGUAAUUCCUUCCUGCAGGCGACUCUACAGACGGAGAAUCCAAGAGUUGGGCAGGAUGUGGAGCUCUCCCUGGUCACCACUCAGCCGGUUGGUGGCGAGAUACUGAUUGGCCUGAAUGCAACCCAGCCGCUGGUGUAUUUUGUCUAUCAAGUGCUGGGGCGAGGAGAUGUGGUGUUCAGUAAUAUGCAGGCUCACCAGGGCACCACUCACACCUUCAGGUUCCUGGCCACCCGAGACAUGGCCCCACGUGCUCGCCUCCUGAUGUACUACGUGAGGGAUGAUGGGGAGGUGGUGGCUGACUCACUCCACUUCACUGUGUCUGGGGCAAUUCAGAAUGAGGUGACAGUUAACCUCAACCCGAAUGUGGUGGAUGCAGCAGGUGAGGUAGACAUCACUGUCACCACCAAACCCAAUGCCUUUGUCGGAGUGUUGGCGGUGGACCAGCGUGCCCUCAUGCUCGGCACCCACAAUCACUUCUCCCAGCAUGAGGUGAUUGAUGAGCUGGAGACAUACGACCCUGGCAGAAAGACCUUGGAGGCGCCCUGGCACGCCCUUAGCAGAAAGAAGCGAGCUCUCUUCAACUGGAUGGGCACCACAACCACCAGUGAUGUCUUCAAGAACGCUGGCAUUGUGGUGCUGACUAAUGGUUACGUCCACGACUUCAAUCCAUUCCCCACAGCCAAUCAACCUCCCAGCGACAUCACAGGCGAGAUUCCCUUCCACCGACAAACCGCCGUCAAUGGAUCCUUUGGCCGCGAGUUUGCCCCCAUCGAUGCCUCCACCCUGCGUCCUGACCUUGGUCCCGGCCUUGCCUACAAUGCCCCCACACGUCCCCCGCUGGCCGGCCCCUAUGCCUUCUCCUACCUGCCUCCACCGCCUGACUCCAGGCCACGUCUCUACCUCAACCAGCAUGUUCCUCCCACCUGGCUCUUCCUUGAUGCUGAGACAAAGUUCAAUGGUGUGGUGAGGAUGCGGGAGAAGGCACCAGACGCCAUCACCUCCUACAUGAUCUCAGCCUUUGCCAUUGAUGAUCUCUACGGCCUUGGGGUGACAGAGCGCCCUACCAAGCUGCGAGUGUUCCGGCCAUUCUUUGUGUCAAUGAACCUCCCUGCGGCGGGCGUGGUGCGCGGGGAGGCCGUGGCAGUGGAGAUGGUCAUUUUCAACUAUGGGGAUCAACAGGCCACAGCGCAGGUCACUCUGGAGAAUCCCAAUGAGGACUUCCUGUUUGCUGACUUUGCCAAUGAGAUCGACCAAGGCUCCCCAGCAGCAAUGAAGAGCAGAGAGGUUGUGGUGGCAUCAGGUACUGGCAUGAGUGUCAGCUUCAUGGUGGUGCCACAGACUAUCGGCAACAUCCCCAUCACCGUGAGGGCCACCACUGCCUCCGCUGCUGAUGUGGUCACCAAGCAGCUUCUUGUCAAGCCCGAAGGAACUAGACAGACGGUGAACAGAGCCAUGCUGAUUGACCUCCGCUCUGAGACUUCCUUCUCCGCUACUGUCAACAUCACCACUCCCAACGUUGUCAAUGAAUCCAAGGCAAUCUCCGUCACUCUCGUUGGUGAUGUGCUUGGUCCUGCUGUGAGUGACCUGCAGAGUCUGGUGGAGCUGCCAACAGGGUGUGGUGAGCAGAACAUGGCCAAGUUGGUGCCCAACAUUGUGGUGACGGAGUACCUCAAGAACAAGAACCAGCUGGAUGAGUCUCUGCUGGGGCGUGCCAAGAGACACCUGGAGACUGGCUACCAGCAGCAGCUCAACUACCGUCACCCUGAUGGCUCCUUCAGUGCCUUUGGGAGUCGGGACAAGUCGGGCAGCACCUGGCUGACGGCAUUCGUGGCCAAGUCACUGGCGGAGGCUGGGCGGCACAUCGAGGUGGAGGCUGAGGUGGUAGAUAAAGCAGUGGAGUGGUUGAGGAGCCAGCAGGUAGCGGACGGCAGUUUUCCCGAGGUGGGGACAGUGAACAACAAGGCCAUGCAGGGCGGAGCGGCCUUUGGGUCAGCACUCACAGCUUAUGUGGUCAUGGCGCUGCUCACCACUCAGAACCCACCCAAAGCAAUUGUCAGGAACAGCAUCAACAGAGGCCUGGACUUCCUGGCCAAGCGACUGGAUGACAUAGAGGACUUGUACAGCCUUGCCCUCACCACCUAUGUACUGCACCUUGCUGACCACACACACAAGGAUGCUGCCUUCUUCAAGCUGGAGAGCAAAGCUAAAAUACAAGAGAAUGAGAAGUGGUGGGAGUCUGGGCCACUGAACAGGACAGUGGAGACAAUGGUGGACACGCGGUCUGUAGACGUGGAGAUGACGGGAUAUGGCCUGAUGACCUAUGUGCGCCGUGGCUUGGUGCAGGAUGCCCUACCCAUCAUGCGCUGGUUGGUGAGGCGACGCAACACACACGGCGGCUUCAUGAGCACACAGGACACUGUGGUGGCGUUGGCGGGACUGGCGGGGCUGGCUGAGCGACUUACUGCUGCUAAUUCUCGAGUCAACCUGAGACUGAUCUAUGGCGCACGAGGCAAGAACCUUCAGGUGAACAGCGGCAAUACAAUGCUGCUGCAGCGUGUGGAGCUCCCCAGCGACACGGAGCGGAUAGAGCUGAGUGCGAGUGGGACAGGUGUGGCGGUGGUGCAGGUGACCUACCACUACAACCUGAAGGUGACUGGACCCAAGCCGGCCUUCUCCUUGGAUCCUCAGCUGGACUUCUCUAUGUCCGACACUAAUCGCCUCAGACUCACUUCCUGCAUUGGGUACACUGGCGGCAACAAUAGCAACAUGGCAGUGAUGGACGUGUCUCUGCCCUCAGGUUACAUCGUAGACAAUGAUCUUAUCCCAGGGCUGUACGACUACGAGGGCGUCAAAUUGGUGGAGAAGAAGCCAGACAGCUCCGGUGUGCUGGUGUAUUUUGACCACCUGACGCCCGUUGAGGUGUGCCCCACUGUGGCAGCCUACAGGAUCAACAAGGUGGCCUUCCAGAAGCCCUCUGCUGUCAGGGUGUACGACUACUAUGACACCUCUCGACAGGCCCGCCAGUUCUACCGCCCACUACCAGCCAAGCUGUGCGACAUCUGUGACCUGGACGAGUGUGACCCCCGCCAGUGUGAGGAGCAGAUCAUUGAGCUCAACAGACAGCUUCAGGACCCCGAGGACAUAGAGCGGCCUGCCACAGUGACGGAGAUCUCCUCAGGUUCUGCUCUUGUCCCUGCCCUGACCACCACCUGCUUGGCUCUUCUCGCUGCUUUCCUUCAUCACUAGUUGUAUUGCCUCUCGUCUGCCCCAGCCUGGUCUCUCCUGCCAUGCUCUUUGCCUCACCCUGCUGGAGUCUGGUGUAGGUUGUGAGGUGUAUGAGGUGGUUAAGUGGUGGCAAAGUCCCAAAAAAGGUGUUGAAGUUGCAAGGAAAUCAAAACCUGAGACCUUGUGGGUGUGGAAUGAUGUAUUUUGUUCAUUGGCUGUGUUCUUGGAAAAAUUUUUAUACUGAUUUUAUACUAUAUUUUUGUAUACUGACAUUUUUAUACACAACUGAGUUUUUUAAAUGGGAAAUAUUUUAUAGUAAUUAAACUACUUUAAAAUAUAAUACUAUAUCAGAUUUCCAAAAGAGUAAAAAAAACAUGUAAAUAUGAGAAGGAAAGAACUGAAAUGAAUAAGAAUGGAGAAAUGAAACUUACUGUACAUAGUUUGAUUUGUAAAUACAACACAUGUCUUUCCUUCAGUGGGAGAGAGAAGCUUGGUGGGGGUGGCAGGAGUGGGAUGUAUGGGUGUGUUGUGUGUGUGGGCAGGCAAGCCACAUACCACACACCCUCCUUGGUGGGAUGCUGAGGUUCAAAAUGCUGCUGCACACACACUCACUCAAUCUGUAAGAGGUGCUGAGCAAGUUAAGUGCGAGUGAUGACAGUCUCUACCAGUUCUCAGGCUAAGAUGGUGAAUUUCUCUGGUCAUAUGGAAAUAGGAAGGUUAAUCUGGAGAGUACAGUACUAUUUAGUAUAAAAAGACAGUUGUACUACCUUUCCUACAGAUUAGCAUUUUAAGUCACUUGGCUUGUACUGAUGUAAAGUUAAGCUGGAGAGAAUGCUAAAUCACUUGGCUUGGACUGAUGUAAAGUAAAGCUGGAGAGAAGAAAUGUUUAGUGUAGCAAAGUCAUGACAUUAAUUUACAGAUGAGCAUUUUGAAUUUCACUUAUUUCUGUUGUAAAGAGUCAAGGGAACAAGGGAAGCCAAGGUGCACGGAGCCACACUGAGGUGGCCAGAGGUCCUCACACUACACCACCACACCACCACUACAUGGGUGUGCAGUGGAUACUGAGGCCUCUGCUCUGGGAAGCUUUUAUUCACUUGUACUCACUUACUCACACAAGACUCUUUACAAAUGCUAUUGGUUGGUCUGGUCUGCUGUUUAUUCAUUGGCUUGGACACUCCCUUAAUUCAAUUCAGUCAUCUACUUAGGAGUGUCCAGGCUGAUGCAGUAGUUAACAGACUUGACGACAGUUAUUGAACAGUAACUAAUCAUUAAUACCUGUACCAAGCUUUAAUAUUCCGGGAUGCAAUGCAUUCCGUGUAUACAUGACGUGUUUGUGUGUGUUCUGCAAGACGAGCUUGUGGUGCACUCGCUUCCUAACCCUAACAAGCAGCCUACAGGGGAAGGCUUGGUGUGAUGCAAACCUAACAUUCUACUACAGUCAUUGCAAGAGUUUAUUAUAAGUUGUGAUACAUAUGACAUGAGAAGCAGUUAGAGGGUCAGCACUUCUAAGCUCUGUCAGUCUAUCAGUCCGUCAGUCCGUCCAUUGCAUCACGUGGUGUGCUCAGUCACUUAUCCGUCCACUCAUGCUGGUAACCAAUGUAUGAGGCAUCGUUCUAUUGGUGUAUUUACCCUGGUUAAUUUAUAAUAAACUAUACAAAUGUUC